GCAGGAAAACGAGAACUAGCAAGAACUUGAGUGACAACCGCCUGGACUCAGAUUGGAAGACUGUUCAUUUGGCUAUUGCUUCCUUCAUUCCUGAAAAGUGAGCUGCACCUGUCUGAUUAAGAAAAAAAAAGAAAGAAUCUGAAAGAGAGAACAGAGACCAAAAUACCCCAGCAUUUCUAACAUAACCUUUCACCUGAACCUAAAAUGGUGAGCGAGAGUCAUCAUGAGGCCCUGGCAGCCCCGCCUGUCAGCACUGUUGCGACUGUUAUACCAAAUAAUGCCACAGAGCCAGCCAGUCCCGGAGGAGGGAAGGAAGACGCCUUUUCUAAGCUGAAGGAGAAGUUCAUGAAUGAGUUACACAAAAUUCCACUGCCACCGUGGGCCUUAAUCGCCAUUGCCAUCGUCGUGGUCCUCUUAGCCCUGACCUGCUGCUUUUGUGUCUGUAAGAAAUGUUUGUUCAAAAAGAAAAACAAGAAGAAGGGGAAGGAAAAGGGAGGGAAGAAUGCCAUUAACAUGAAAGAUGUGAAAGACUUAGGGAAGACCAUGAAAGAUCAGGCUCUUAAGGAUGAUGAUGCUGAAACCGGAUUGACUGAUGGGGAAGAAAAAGAAGAACCCAAAGAAGAAGAGAAGUUGGGGAAACUUCAAUAUUCACUGGAUUAUGAUUUCCAGAACAACCAGCUGCUGGUAGGGAUCAUCCAGGCUGCUGAGCUGCCCGCCUUAGACAUGGGUGGCACAUCUGACCCCUACGUGAAAGUGUUUCUGCUGCCCGAUAAAAAGAAGAAAUUUGAGACAAAAGUCCAUCGAAAGACCCUCAAUCCCGUCUUCAAUGAGCAAUUUACUUUCAAGGUGCCGUACUCGGAACUGGGAGGCAAAACCCUGGUGAUGGCUGUGUAUGAUUUCGACCGUUUCUCCAAGCAUGACAUCAUCGGGGAAUUUAAAGUCCCCAUGAACACAGUGGAUUUUGGUCACGUGACUGAGGAGUGGCGUGAUCUGCAAAGUGCCGAGAAAGAAGAGCAAGAGAAAUUGGGUGACAUCUGCUUCUCCCUUCGCUAUGUACCUACGGCUGGCAAACUGACUGUUGUCAUUCUGGAGGCAAAGAACCUGAAGAAGAUGGAUGUGGGUGGCCUAUCUGAUCCUUAUGUGAAGAUUCAUCUGAUGCAGAAUGGCAAGAGGCUGAAGAAGAAAAAGACGACAAUUAAAAAGAAUACACUGAACCCCUACUACAAUGAGUCAUUCAGCUUUGAAGUACCCUUUGAGCAAAUCCAGAAAGUGCAAGUGGUGGUAACUGUUUUGGACUAUGACAAGAUUGGCAAGAACGAUGCCAUCGGCAAAGUCUUUGUGGGCUACAAUAGCACCGGGGCGGAGCUGCGACAUUGGUCAGACAUGCUGGCCAAUCCCAGGCGACCCAUUGCCCAGUGGCACACCCUACAGGUAGAGGAGGAAGUUGAUGCCAUGCUGGCAGUCAAGAAGUAAAGGAAAGAAGCCUUUCUGCAUUUGCCCACAUAGUGCUCUUUAGCCAGUAUCUGUAAAUACCUCAGUAAAUGGGUCCUUUCGUUUUUCCAGCCAUGCGUUCCUAACACAAUUCAGUGGUACUUCAAAUCCUGUUUUAAUUUGCACAAAUUUAAACGUAGAGAGCCCCUGAGUCCUUCAUCAUACCACUGCCCUCCAAAUCUACUCUUCUUUUAAGCAAUAUGAUGUGUAGAUAGAGCAUGACUGAAAUUAUUUAUUGUAUCACACAGUUGUAUAUACCAGUAUGCUAAAGAUUUAUUUCUAGUUUGUGUAUUUGUAUGUUGUAAGCGUUUCCUAAUCUGUGUAUAUCUAGACGUUUUUAAUAAGAUGUUCUAUUUUAAACUAUGUACAUUGACUGAGAUAUAGGAGAGCUGAUAAUAUAUUCUAUGGUAAAAUAUAGUAUCGCCUGCAUUCCAGCAAAAAUAUCAACGUGUAAGGCACUAGUACAGUGAAACUGACAUCUUAAAGGACAACUUAAACCUGAGCUUUCUAUUGAAUCAUUUGAGUACCAAGAUACACUUACACCACGUAUUUGGUGGGUUAACCCAAUUUUGUAGAAUUUCUUCCCAGGCACAUUAGCACGAUCUGAGCAGCAUCCAGGCUGAUCUCCAGGAAGCCGAGCCACAAAACAGAACAGCAUCUGUCUGUACAUAUCUACAAAGCUAAAACCAGGGCUUCACUCUUACAUUUGAAGGAGCAACUAAACAGGAGUCAAUGAUUUCAUAUUACUGCGUAGAGAGUCGCAACCUGAUGGUAUUCUGUGUGUGUGUGUGUGUGUGUGUGUGUGUAUACACGUGUGCGUGUGUGUGCAUGCGUGCAUGUGUGCGUGCCUUUGUUUAAAGACGGGGGUGGGUGGGAAGAAGCUGAGGGAAGAAGUCAGCAUUUCUGAAAUAUUGCCUGACUAUUUAAAAAGAAACAAAGUAGCUCUCCGUGUCACCUUUCUACAAAAUGUGCAUCCUGUGGAUUCUGUCCCAGAUUUCACGCCUCUAAUAAUUCCAAAACAUUUGCACACUAGACUUUGUAACAAAAUAUUUUAUUAUAUGAAACCAGAUUAGAAGGAAUGCAGAAUAUUUUUAACACAGCAAUCUGGGCUUACUACACAAAAGUUACUUUGUGGUAAACAGACAGUAUUGUAAACCCGUUAAAAGAGGAAAAGUAAACAAUUAGCCAUAGUUCUGAAUGCACUUCAAUUAAGCCAAAACAGACAGCUAGUGACCUUUUUAUAUGCUCUUUUUACUUAAAUAAGUUUUAAUUUGUCCUUUAAAAAAAAAAAAAAAAAAAAAAA
This is a messenger RNA of Molossus molossus (Pallas's mastiff bat), 2794 nucleotides long. It is a transcript of the gene SYT1, whose product is annotated as synaptotagmin 1. The transcript has 10 exons. The record is from RefSeq and is a predicted model, not a curated record. Lineage: Eukaryota; Metazoa; Chordata; Mammalia; Chiroptera; Molossidae. Gene Ontology annotation, cellular component: synaptic vesicle membrane; dense core granule; axon. The coding region runs from base 205 to 1473 and encodes 422 amino acids. Gene Ontology annotation, biological process: regulation of dopamine secretion; regulation of calcium ion-dependent exocytosis; cellular response to calcium ion. Gene Ontology annotation, molecular function: syntaxin binding; clathrin binding; phosphatidylserine binding.